CUAUUACAUCCUUAGUUAUAGCAAAAAUGCAGAAAAUAAUAAUUUUUAUUUUCCUUGCCACAAUAGUAUGGCAAAUCAAUGCUCAGAAGUUAUCUGGUGCAGAUUAUGCAAAAGCUGUAGAUAUACUUAAAAGUGGCCUAAGUCAAUUGAGUGAAAAAGAUGGUCCUAACUUUACUCUAAGUGGUGUCGAAGUUGCCUUUAAAUUUAUACCACACAUAAUUUAUAAUUUUGAUACGGAACUUUUGCUGCCAACUGGUAAUUUCGAUUUAUGUACGGUGGAAGUUUCGCUAAGUCAACUUAAUGACAAACAAACUUUAGUUGUAAUCAAUUGUAGUGGCAAGGAAAUGGUUAGAAAGGUUAUUCCAGGAACCAUUGAAAUUUAAAAAAUUAUAAAUAAAAUUGUAUACUUACAAA
This is a messenger RNA of Lucilia cuprina (Australian sheep blowfly), 414 nucleotides long. RefSeq lists its product as uncharacterized. Bases 27 to 383 code for a protein of 118 amino acids. The transcript is spliced from 3 exons. The record is from RefSeq and is a predicted model, not a curated record. Lineage: Eukaryota; Metazoa; Arthropoda; Insecta; Diptera; Calliphoridae.